AUGUGGAGCUUUGCGUCGAAUGUCAUCGGGGGUAUGGGGCUAAAGAAGUCCUCUCAAGCCUCUUCCCAAUGUUCAGACGACGAGGUUUCAAAUGUUAGCAGAGAUGAAGAAGGUUUAGAAUGUCCUAUUUGUUGGGAAUCUUUCAACAUUGUUGAGAAUGUUCCUUAUGUGUUAUGGUGUGGUCAUACUCUUUGCCAGAAUUGUGUAUUUGGCCUCCAAUGUGCUGUCUUGAAACUCUCAAGCCAAGAUAUCAAGAUUCCGUUCUUCGUUUCGUGUCCGUGGUGUCAGUUGCUUUCAUUCAGGAUUGUAUAUAAGGGCAAUCUAAAGUUCCCUCGGAAAAAUUUCUUCCUUCUCUGGAUGGUUGAGAGUCUGAAUGGUGACAGGAGAAGCCAUGGUUCUUUGGUCAGCGAUAAUCAGCAAUCGGUUUUUUCUCCUAGGUGUAGCAUGCCUCUGGGAAACCACUGCAGCAACAGCAAUUUGAUUGUAAGGCCCGUUGUGCGUAACCAGUCUCCAGAAAUUUUGCCACAUCAUGAUGACCAUAGUAGCCAACCAAGCAGACAGCACUUCUCUUUUCACAAGUCUCUUGAUUUCUUCAUCUCUUUCACCUCCAAGUUUCCGUUUGUGAUAGUUUUCCUUCUGAUCGUGUUUUUUGCUAUACCCGGUAGCCUCAUCAUUCUUACCCUUUACUUCCUCCUCACAAUCCUUUUAGCAAUCCCAUCUGGUGUGGUGCUAUAUUUUGCGUACCCUAUUCUGGAGAGGUUGGUAAAUGAAAUAACUUCAUGA
Molecule: messenger RNA, 783 nt
Organism: Arabis nemorensis
Lineage: Eukaryota; Viridiplantae; Streptophyta; Magnoliopsida; Brassicales; Brassicaceae
Source: the annotation of a GenBank genome assembly